AUGGUACUGGGGAUGGGACUGGGGCCUGGGGAUGGUACUGGGGAUGGGACUGGGGAUGGGACUGGGACUGGGGCCUGGGGAUGGGACUGGGGCCUGGGGAUGGCUUACCUGGCUGCUUACCUGGCUGCUUACCUGGCUGCUUACCUGGAUGCUUACCUGGCGGCUUACCUGGCUGCUUACCUGGCUGCUUACCUGGCUGCCUACCUGGCUGCCUACCUGGCUGCUUACCUGGCUGCUUACCUGGCUGCUUACCUGGCUGCUUACCUGGCUGCUUACCUGGCUGCCUACCUGGCUGCUUACCUGGCUGCCUACCUGGCUGCCUACCUGGCUGCUUACCUGGCUGCCUACCUGGCUGCCUACCUGGCUGCUUACCUGGCUGCUUACCUGGCUGCUUACCUGGCUGCCACUGACUUAUGA
Salvelinus fontinalis (brook trout) is the source of this 417-nucleotide messenger RNA. Its product is annotated as keratin-associated protein 6-2-like. Lineage: Eukaryota; Metazoa; Chordata; Actinopteri; Salmoniformes; Salmonidae. The record is from RefSeq and is a predicted model, not a curated record. Bases 1 to 417 code for a protein of 138 amino acids. The transcript is spliced from 2 exons.